This is a messenger RNA of Pogoniulus pusillus (Red-fronted tinkerbird), 1391 nucleotides long. RefSeq names its product HCLS1 associated protein X-1 (gene HAX1). The transcript is spliced from 7 exons. Lineage: Eukaryota; Metazoa; Chordata; Aves; Piciformes; Lybiidae. Gene Ontology annotation, biological process: negative regulation of apoptotic process; regulation of actin filament polymerization. Gene Ontology annotation, cellular component: sarcoplasmic reticulum; clathrin-coated vesicle; apical plasma membrane. Bases 100 to 1362 code for a protein of 420 amino acids. The record is from RefSeq and is a predicted model, not a curated record.
CGGCCGCAGAGCCUCUUUGCGACCGUCACACUUGUUACGGCCGUUGCGCUUUCCGGCCGCGGCGCUUUACGGCAGCGCGGCCCGGGCCUGCGGAGCGCCAUGAACUUCCCCGGGGCCUUUGGAGGCUUCUUCGGCUUCCCGGGACGCGGCAGGCCCCGGGACCCUCUGUUCGGUGGCGCAGCCUGGGACGAGGAGGAGGAGGAGGAGGACGACGACAGCCCAGGCCUGGCGCAGCCCCCGCGGGACUUCGGCUUCGGCCCCGGCGGCUCCCGCGGGGCCUUCGCGGAGCUGUUCCGGGACAUGAGCGAGCUCCUGGGGGGCCUCGGAGGGGCCUGGGCAGGGCCCUUCGAGCCGUCCCUGCCCGGGGCCGGUGCCGGUGCCGGUGCCGGCGGCCCGGGGCGGUCGCUGCGGGACUCGAUGCUGAAGCACCCAGAGAGCUCCGUGCCCGACGCGGCCCCGGGAGGCUCCGCGGGCACCGGAGAGUCUGCCCGGCCCUGGGGCCCCUUCCCGGGGCUGGAAGGUCCUCACCUGGCACCUGCUGGCCCCAAGGAAGACCAAGGCGGUGCAGGAGCGCAGGACGGUGCAGGACAGCAGUGGGCACCGGCAGACGACUGUGACGCGCCGCAGCGGGCACCAGGCCUUCGUCAGCACCACCAGGGAGGAUGGGCAGGGCAAGCAGUGCCAGGAGCAGGUGGUCAACAUGGACGACCGGGAGUUGGCACAGUUCAUGGGCACCUGGGCACAGCAGGAGGAGCUGCAGGGCCCCAACCUGAGCUCCUCCACCCUGGGCACCUUCUUCCGGCGUUGGUUCUCCGGCUGGUAGCUGCCACUGUGCCCCCUGGGUGGGUGAGGUGGCUCGGCUCCUGCUGGCAGCUGGCACCAUGCUGGGGGCACUGCCUGGCACCCAGGGUGGGGUCCCUGUGCCCAUGUACAGAGAAUAAAAGCUAUUUAUGUAGCUGUGCCCUGUUGGACUCCUUCCCUCUGCCCCCCCCCCCGGCUGCUGGCACUGCCAACCUCUCCCCUUUGCCCCAUCCCUGCUCCUCCCUGCCCUCUUCGCUCCUUCCCCUGCCUGCCCACCGCUGGGUGCCACUCCAAGGCCUCCUCACCAGCCCUGCCCAGGGCUGUGCCAGGGCAAAAGAGCUGUGGGGAGGAGGAGAGGGAAAGGCCUCUGGGGUCAACUUACCUGAGUCAGGUCUGGGCACCUUGGCAAGGGGUUGCCCUCUGGGUCUAAUCCUCCCCGGGGGCACUGUGGAAGGUGCCACUCACACUGGCAGCCCUGUGGGACUCUGGCCCGUGCCAGGCUCUGCCCUUAUCAGUUUAAAGUCUGCAGCUUAUCACCCACCUGGGCCCCAGGGCUCAUAAAGUCAGGACUGUGCCACUGACGCCACUGC